Rana temporaria (common frog) is the source of this 1262-nucleotide messenger RNA. It is a transcript of the gene R3HDML, whose product is annotated as R3H domain containing like. The record is from RefSeq and is a predicted model, not a curated record. Bases 17 to 778 code for a protein of 253 amino acids. The transcript has 5 exons. Lineage: Eukaryota; Metazoa; Chordata; Amphibia; Anura; Ranidae.
CCUGGGAAAUUCAGAGAUGACAUUGAUACACAUACAUCCAUAUGUCCCUGGCCUGCUCCUGUGGAUUAUGAAGCUCUCAAGCUCCUUUACUUUGGCCAGUGCCACUGAACUUCUGCAUCCACCCAACAGCACUGCUGCAGAUCUCAUGUUUGAUCUCGGAAUCCCAAGAAGCCGAAGGAAGCGAUACAUUUCCCCCAGAGACAUGAAUGCUUUGCUGGACUAUCACAACCAGGUGCGCUCCAAAGUCUCCCCCCCAGCUGCUAAUAUGGAAUACAUGGUGUGGGACGAGAGGCUAGCCAAAUCUGCUGAGUCCUGGGCGAACCAGUGUAAGUGGGACCACGGGCCAAACCAGCUGAUGCGUUACAUAGGCCAGAAUCUCUCCAUCCACUCUGGAAGGUAUAGGUCAAUUGUGGAUCUAGUCAAGUCUUGGUACGACGAGAGACAACAUUACUCUUUUCCUUACCCUCGGGAGUGUAACCCCAGCUGUCCCAACAAAUGUAGUGGCUCUGUGUGCAGCCAUUACACACAGAUGGUGUGGGCAUCAUCAAAUAAAUUAGGCUGUGCCCUCAACACAUGUCACAACAUCAACGUAUGGGGAAGUACGUGGAGACAAGCCGUCCUCUUGGUGUGUAAUUAUUCUAUCAAGGGUAACUGGAUAGGAGAAGCCCCUUACAAGCUGGGAAGACCAUGUUCGGCGUGUCCGCCCAGUUACGGAGGUGUCUGCAGCAAUAACAUGUGUUUCUCCGGUGUGAAAAACAACAAGCUCAGCUGGUUUUAAGUCAAUGAACGUCCACUUCAAUUUUUUUUAUUUUCCUAAAACCACAACAUUGAAUGUCUUAUAUGUGUUUAGUGCAAGGUAGGUAGGUUUACGUUCCAAGGGGGGCAGCCUACUUACAAUUGACAUACAGGGGCCGGUAGUGCUACCAGAGUGCAAUGUCAGAGAGGGUGUGUCUUGUAAAAAUCUGCUGCUCGGCCAAUCAAUGACAAGACUGCUUCAUUGUAAUUGGCUCAGGAAUAUGGGCGUACAUCAUUUUGACUCUGUCACAAAACACAUUAACUUGGUGGCUCAGCCAGUUGUAUUUCGGUUGCAGCUUCAAUGCCGUUGGACAGAACUGUGAAAGAAGGGUUCCAACUCAUAUAUUUAAUGACUCGUUCUGUGGCUGAAUGAGUUAACCUGACAGGAAGACACCCCAGAGUGGUAAAGUCCCUUUAAUAUUGUAGAUUAUUUAUGAUCUAAGAUAACCCAACACGUUUCAGGGAUC